Messenger RNA from Nomia melanderi (Alkali bee), 4099 nucleotides. It is a transcript of the gene ValRS-m, whose product is annotated as Valyl-tRNA synthetase, mitochondrial. Gene Ontology annotation, biological process: valyl-tRNA aminoacylation. Gene Ontology annotation, cellular component: cytosol. Gene Ontology annotation, molecular function: aminoacyl-tRNA deacylase activity; ATP binding; valine-tRNA ligase activity. The record is from RefSeq and is a predicted model, not a curated record. NCBI's taxonomy places the organism in Eukaryota, Metazoa, Arthropoda, Insecta, Hymenoptera, Halictidae.
UUAUUUAUUUUGUAUACUUGCAAAUGUCGAUAUAUUUACAAUUUUUGUUAUGGAUAAUAUGAAACUUACCUGUAACAUUUUGAAAUAUUAUAAAACAAUGAUACACUUAAAGACAAAAUAAAAAAGAAUUGAUAGACUGAAGAAGAAGAAUUGAAGUUAUAAAAGACAUUAACUGUCUGACGGUUAUAAUGUAAGUGCCGGUUCUCGAAUACAAAUGGAAGCCAAAAGGAUCUGCGAAAUAACAACAAUAUUGAGUCAGAUAAAUUAUCUAUAUAGGACUUUGAACUGUAAAAUGCCCCUACCUCUUUUUAACUUUACAAUCACUGAUUAAUAGCUUCUCGAAAGAGUCAUGUAAGAAGAAGUAACACGGAACAUUUCUACUUUUGGUGUUCCUUUUCUAUUGGUACUAAUAACCCAAUCAACUCAUUUCUCCUACCAUUCCAGCGAAACUCUUAUUCUAGUCCAAUUGAGAGUUAAAGAAAACUCUUCAUAUUAGUGAAACUCAUUGUAAUUUGAUAUACAAAAAUAAAUAUUUUAUUGAAUUUUUUUAGGAUUUGUUUUCUCGAAAGCUUUCACAGAUAAACACAUAAAAUAUUGAAUCUUUAUUUACAAUGAAUAUACUACGAUUAAAUUUACGUAGUAAUUCUUACUGCAAAUAUUAUUAUAAUAAUUAUUCUACUGAAUUAUUACUAGAUUUUCCGAAAAUAUAUAAUACAAACGAUAGAGAACAUGAGUUGUAUAAUUUUUGGGAAAAGAAUAAAUAUUUUUCUGUUAAACCUGGCAGAAAAGAAGCGUUAAGAAUGUUAUUACCUCCACCUAAUAUAACUGGGACAUUGCAUUUAGGACAUGCAUUAACUAUUAUAAUUCAAGAUAUAUUAGCAAGAUGGUAUAGAAUGAUGGGUCAUCCUGUUAUAUGGAUACCAGGUUUCGAUCACGCUGGAAUUGCAACACAAAUGAUGAUAGAAAAAUACCUUUUAGGAACAAAAAAUGUUACAAGGUCUGAGAUAGGGAAAGAACAAUUUCUUUCAGACAUAUGGGAAUGGAAAAAUCAGAAAGAAAUUGGGAUAAGAAAUCAGUUAAAAGCCUUAGGUGCCAGUUUAGAUUGGUCAAGAGAAUAUUUUACAAUGAGUCAGGAACAUAGUGAUGCUGUAACACAAGCAUUUAUAAUAUUACAUGAUCGUGAUUUAAUAUAUAGAAAAAAAGGCUUGAUCAAUUGGAGUCCAACUUUAAAUAGUACAAUAUCUGAUAUUGAAGUAGAACAUCUCUUUAUUAAUGAAAGAACUGCUCUUCGAGUUCCAGGAUACAAAGAAAAAAUUACAUUUGGCGAAAUAUCACAUAUAGCAUAUCCAAUUGAAAAUUCAAAAGAUGAAAUAGUAGUAGCAACAACUAGACCAGAAUCUGUUUUUGGUGAUGUAGCAAUUGCUGUUCAUCCAAAUGAUGAAAGAUAUGGAAAGUACAUUGGUCAAAAAGUUUGGCAUACUUUUAGAGAAAUCUAUAUUCCCAUUAUUGCUGAUCCUUCCGUUGAUAGAGAUUUUGGCACUGGGGCAGUAAAAAUAACACCAGCACAUAAUAAUGAAGACUACAUUAUUGCAACAAAUCAUCAGCUAGACAUUGUUAAUGUUUUUGAUGAACUUGGAAACAUAACAGAUGCAGGAAAACAAUUUAAGGGUAUUCAAAGAUUCAUUGCCAAAAAAAAAGUCUUAGAUGAGUUAUCAAACAGAGGUCUUCUAAGAUGCAUUCACGAUCAUAAAAUGAGCAUACCAAGAUGUUCACGAUCUCAGGAUAUUAUAGAAUACAUGUUGAAGGAACAGUGGUUUGUAAAAUGCAAAGCCAUGGCACAAAAAGCAAUAGAUGCUGUUGCAUAUGGUCAUUUACGUAUAAUUCCAGAUAUACAUAAACAAUCAUGGUAUGACUGGCUUGAAAAUAUUAGAGAUUGGUGUAUUUCGAGACAGAUAUGGUGGGGUCAUCAGAUUCCAGCCUAUUAUGUUACAAAUGGAGAUAAAACUGAAUGGAUUAUUGCUCAAAACAAAAAUAAUGCACAGCUCAUUGCUCAAAAUAUUUAUGGCUCUGACAUAAAAUUACAUCAAGAUGAAGAUGUACUAGACACAUGGUUUUCUUCUGCAAUUCUUCCUUUUGCUGCACUAGGGUGGCCAAAAGAAACAGAAGAUUUUAAGAACUAUUAUCCGUUAACAUCGAUGGAAACAGGACAUGACAUUUUAUUUUUCUGGGUUGCUCGAAUGGUCAUGUUAGGAUUGGAGUUGACCAAUCGUCUACCUUUCAAUGAAGUGUUUUUACAUGGUAUUUUAUGUGAUGCUCAUGGAAAAAAAAUGUCUAAAACCAUUGGAAAUAUUGUUUUACCAGAAAAUAUUAUUAAUGGUGCUACAGUAAAUGAUCUUAAUACUCAAAUGAAUGAAAGUCACAAAUCAGGUAUUCUUAGUAAAAAAGAGUUAAGAAGACUGUCAAUUGGAAAUAAAAAAAUGUUUCCUAAUGGAAUACCACAAUGUGGUACAGAUGCAUUACGCUUGACAUUAUGCAGUCAUAGUGUCAAAAAUGAAAAAAUCAAUUUUAAUGUGAUGGAAUGUAUGACAAAUAAAUUUUUUUGUAAUAAAAUGUGGCAAGCAAGUAAAUACAUCUUACUCGCAACAAGUGAAAAACAAUGUCAGGAACCAAAGUGUAUAACACUUAUCAUCGACCGUUGGAUCUUAAGUAGAUUAUCGGUUGUAGUUCAAAUAGCUAAUCUUGCAUUGUUAAAUCGAGAUAUCCACAAAGUUAUUGAAUCCCUAAAAUCAUUUGUACAUUAUCAAUUUUGUGACUUCUAUUUGGAAGCUACAAAGUGGGGAUUCAAAACUGAAGAUGCAGAUGUCAUUUCGAGUCAUACAUAUAGCUUAAGAACUUGCUUGGAAGUUUCGUUACGCUUAAUUUCUCCGAUAAUGCCAUUCUUCGCUGACGAUUUAUAUACUAGGUUGUCAAGUAAAUUUCCAGAAUUUUAUUCAGUACCAUCAUUAAUGGAAGCGCCAUAUCCAAUGACACAACAAUUUAGUCAGUGGAGAGAUGCAACUCUUGAUAGAAGAGUAGAAAAAGCAUUGGACGUAGUAUUAGUCAUUCGCAGUCUCAUCGCUGACAUUAGUAAAAAAUUGAUUCCAGAAGUUCACAUUAUACUUUCUGACCCCGAAAAUGUUACUUUUUAUAAUGAAAUUAUAAAUUUACUUAAAGCAGGAAGCAAGAUUUAUAAUAUUCAUAUCUUUUUAAAAAGUAAUUACACAGAAAGUGAAAAUGGUGUACAUUAUAGUUUAAAUUCUCAUUGUUCGUUGUUUAUUACGUUGCAGGAUUCUUUGAUUAUGGAGAAGGUGAAGGAAAAUAUACAUAAAAGAGAGUCACAAGUAAAGAUAAACGUAAAAGCUUAAUCCAUGUUGGACUCGGCCCUAUUGUCAUUGUAAAUAUCCCAUCGGCAAUCACAGACUGAGUAGGAACAGGAUAAGACUCUGUAACUUCGGUAUCUUCGUUUUCGCUGUUGUUUUCUUCGCCAUCAGUUUCUUUCACUUUUCUUCUGCGAUGUCGUACUGUUGUAUUUUUCUUCCCGCAUAACGUCACUAAAAGUAAUUAUAUAAACGUCGUAAUCACAGUAUUGUAACAAUAGAUAAAUAUUUACUUUUAUACUUACCGGUAUGCCAUUGAAAUUUUUCUAAAUCUAGAGCCAUUAGAUCAUUAUGAAAUAUUCCAUUAAGUUCUUCUUCAUCAUCUUCAUCGAAAACUCCACCAAAUAUAUAAGCUAAAUUUGGUUGUACUAAAACAGCUGACAUACUACAACGAGGUGAAGGUUUAACACCAGAUUGUUUUACAGAUGCCCACUUCCAUUUUAAACCAGAUUGGUCAUUCUCUAAAAUAGAAUUAUUAAUAGUAUUUUAAAUUUAAAUGUAAAACAUCACUCAGUGAAGUUACUUACUUUCAGGAGUCAUUACAAACACAUCACUGUGAAUGUAACCCUUAUCAAGAUCCUUCUUCACCUUUUCUUUGCUAUAACCACCAUACACAAGAAUUUUCUCAGAUGUUGGUAGCAUUAUACAGCCAGAUCUUGGAAGUGGUGGGUUACCUAACAUUU